CCCUUCCCUACUUGGCAUUUGGAAGGAAGAGAUCCAUCGUAGAGAGAAGCGGAAAGAAUCUAUUGGAAUUUCCCUCUCGAAUCGAUCCCUUCUGCCUCUCCUGUAGCCCUUGCUCUCAAGUUUCAACUAGACCUACAGAGAUGCCUCAAGGAAAGCUUGAAGUUCUUCUCGUCGGAGCGAAAGGCCUGGAGAACACCGAGUUUCUAUCUAACAUGGAUCCAUAUGUUGUUCUCGUUUGCCGUACUCAGGAGCAGAAGAGCAGUGUCGCAUCAGGUAAAGGAACUGAACCUGAUUGGAACGAGAGCUUUGUGUUUACCGUAUCUGAUGGUGUCUCAGAACUGAACCUUAAAAUAAUGGACAGUGAUUGUGGUACUGAGGAUGAUUUCGUAGGAGAAGCAACUAUUCCUUUGGAGCCAGUGUUCAUGGAAGGAAGCCUACCGCCAACUCCAUACAAUGUGGUCAAGGACCAGGAAUACCGUGGAGAGAUAAGGAUUGGUCUGACGUUCACUCCAGAGGGUGACCAGAGUUCCACAGAGCAGGAGGAGAGCUAUGGUGGAUGGAAAGAUUCUUCUAACUAGAAAACAUCCAGGUGGAUUUUGGUUUUCACGGGCAGUUUCUACGUCAACUAUGAUAUUAUGUAAUGGAGGAAUAUAUAUCAACGAUAAUGUUAUUUUUAUUUUAUUUUAUAUUUCUUUUUGGGAUUCAA
Messenger RNA from Macadamia integrifolia, 706 nucleotides. RefSeq names its product elicitor-responsive protein 3-like. The coding region runs from base 141 to 578 and encodes 145 amino acids. The transcript is spliced from 5 exons. Lineage: Eukaryota; Viridiplantae; Streptophyta; Magnoliopsida; Proteales; Proteaceae. The record is from RefSeq and is a predicted model, not a curated record.